AUGCCGAAGUAUGCGAAGUUCUUAAAGUACAUCCUCUCGAACAAGCAGAAGCUUGAGGAUAUGUCCUGUGUGGUGAUGAAUGAAAGCUGCUCUGCCAUUCUUCAAAAUCGUCUACCCACAAAAAUGGGAGAUCCUGGCAGUUUCACGCUUCUUUGUUUGAUCGGAAUUAUGUCUGUUAGCCAUGCAUUGGCUGACUUGGGAGCGAAUAUCAACCUUAUGCCCUAUAAGGUUUUUACAAAGUUGGAUCUAGGUGAGCCGUCGCCUACACGUAUGAGCAUUCGACUAGCAGAUCGUUCUAUCAAGUAUCCACGUGGAUUUGUUGAGAAUAUGCUUGUUAAGAUUGACAAGUUUGUGUUCCCAGUGGAUUUUGUUAUCCUGGAUAUGGAUGAGGACUCUAGGGUGCCUAUGAUUCUCGGACGACCGUUCUUGAAUACUGCUCGGACCAUUGUAGAUGUAGCUGCAGGGCAGAUUACACUCCGAGUGAAUGAUGAGCAUGUGACCUUUGACAUCAAGCGGUCAAUGCAGCACCCGCAGAGUCAGGAUGAUGCGCUUUACUAUGUCGACAUUGUUGACACGUAUGAGGGCCACGAUUUCGAGCAGCCAGUCUAUCAGAUUGGUGAUGAUGGUUCCCAGAGUUCGGAUCAGUUUACAGAGAUCGAUCGUGAGAAUGAAGAAAAGUCGAAGCUGUCGGUUGAAGAUCCACCGUCUUUGGAGCUUAAGGAGCUUCUGCCCCCAUUUGGAGUACGCAUUUCUAGACGAGGAGCGCCGUUUGCCGGUUGUUAUCUCAUCAUCCUUGACGGACGAGGAAAGGAGCAGACUGCUUAG
This is a messenger RNA of Helianthus annuus (common sunflower), 825 nucleotides long. RefSeq lists its product as uncharacterized. The transcript is spliced from 2 exons. The record is from RefSeq and is a predicted model, not a curated record. The coding region runs from base 1 to 825 and encodes 274 amino acids. NCBI's taxonomy places the organism in Eukaryota, Viridiplantae, Streptophyta, Magnoliopsida, Asterales, Asteraceae.